CAGAUCGAGUCGAACUGAAGUGGGCGACUGGAGCCAAACCCGGAACUUUUUGACCCAGUAUUUAUCCCUGAAGUUUGAGAGUUUGGAGUUUCCCCUCGAUUUUCCGACGGGUUUAGCGGGAAAGCCAUCUUUCUGGAAGCUUUCGGUUUGUCCUGAAGGAAAACAAACGCUGAAGUUUUCUUCAAAUGUUUCCAGCGUGAUUGCGGCGGUUCCUGCAGGACAGCAGACGUUAGAGAGCAGGUGCUGAGGAGUGAGGUCGGAAGGAGCCAGGAUGCCGCAGCAGAAGGACAUAGUGAGGAUAGCCAUCCAGAUGCCGGGGACAGUAGCCCAGCUCAUACAGCUGGACCAGAAGAAGCCUCUGUCUGCUGUCAUUAAGGAAGUGUGUGAUGGCUGGAAUCUUCCAGGACCCGACAACUACGCCCUGCAGUACUCCGAAGGAGCGCAGAUGUACAUCACUGAGUCGAACCGUCUGGACAUAAAGAACGGCUGGAUUCUGCGUCUGACCAAGGCACCGGGUCGCAGGGCAGAAGACUUGUUCAAGGGCAUCCAGAGCUCAGAUGGAGGGGUGCGCUGUGAUUCGCUGAAAGAGCUGGCCAGUGUUUCGCGAGACGUGACCUUCGCUCAGGAGUUCAUCAGCAGAGAUGGACAUGUCCUACUGGUCAAAAUAGUUGAGGACUCUAAGGAAAAUAACCAGAUCAUGACCUACACUCUGACCGGCUUCAUGGAGCUGAUGGAUCAUGGAAUAGUUUCAUGGGAGAACCUCUCGGCUGUCUUCAUCAAGAAGAUUGCCAGCUUUGUCAACAAGUCGACAGAUGAGGCGAUGCAGCAGGUGUCCCUGGACAUCCUGGAGAACAUGGUUCUGAGCAGCCGCAAACUUUUCCUUCAGGUCAAACAGGAGGUCACCAUGGAGAGGCUUAUAGCUCACCUGCAGGUGGCUAACCAGCAGAUCCAGACCAAAGCCAUGGCUCUCCUUAUGGCCUUACUGCAAACAGCUGAAGACUCAGACAGAAAGGAAAUGUUUGCAUUUCUGAAUAAGAAGAACCUCCGUUCAUACAUUUAUAAGAAUAUUAUCCUGAGCUCUAGUCCGGUCCAGGACGAGAUGGCUCACUACCUCUACGUCCUGCAAUCGGUCACCUUGAAUCAUUUGGAGGCUCGGAUGAGAACGCCGCUGGAUUGUUACAGCCAGGAACAUAGAGAAAUCCUUCACGGGUUGCGGCAGGCGGCGUUUGAGACAGAAAGCGAGAACAGCCUCAGUCAUGAACGCCGGCGCUCACUUUGUGCCAAAGAGUUUAAGAAACUGGGUUUUUCUAACAACAGUAACCCGGGUCAGGACCUGGUGCGGACACCUCCUGGUCUUCUAGCUUUGGACACCAUGUUUUACUUCGCUAACCGUAACCCUGACGCCUACAGCAGGUUCGUGCUGGAGAAUAGCAGCAGAGAGGACAAACACGAGUGUCCUUUCGCCAGGAGCAGCAUCCAGCUCACACUGAUCCUCUGUGAAAUCCUUCGAAUAGGAGAACCUCCCUCAGAGACAGGAUCCAACUACCACCCCAUCUUCUUCAGUCAGGACCGACUCCUGGAUGAGCUUUUCUGCGUCUGCAUCCAACUGCUCAACAAAACCUGGAAGGAGAUGAGAGCAACGCAGGAGGACUUUGACAAGGUGAUGCAGGUGGUGAAGGAGCAGAUCACCAGGACGCUGUCCAGCAAGCCGACCUCCCUGGAGCUCUUCAAAAACAAAGUUAACGCCUUGAACUACAGCGAGAUCCUGAAGCUGAGGCAGACGGAGCGGCUGCACCAGGAGGAGACGCUCGCUCCACCUGUCCUUGAGCUGAAGGAGCGCCUGAAGCCAGAGCUGCUGGAGUUGAUCCGCCAGCAGAGGCUCAACCGGCUGUGUCAGGGAACCAUGUUCAGGAAGAUCAGCAGCCGCCGCAGGCAGGACAAACUGUGGUACUGCCGCUUGUCACCAAAUCACAAGAUGCUUCACUACGGCGACGUGGAAGAAGAUGCAGAAAACCCAGCCAUAGAAACACUGCAGGAGAAGAUCCCAGUUGCAGAUAUAAAAGGUUUGCUGACAGGGAAAGACUGUCCUCACAUGAAGGAGAACAAAGGCAAACAGACCAAGGAAGUCUUGGAUCUGGCAUUUAGCAUCACCUAUGAUGUAGAGGAGUACAGCCUGAACUUUAUCGCCCCCUCUAGGACUGAUUUCUGCUUGUGGACAGAUGGACUGAGCGUCCUCCUGGGCAGGGACAUGAGCAGCGAGUCCAUGCGCAGCGAGCUGGAGAUCCUCCUGUCUAUGGAGAUUAAGCUCCGCCUCCUGGACCUGGAGAACGUACCCAUCCCAGAGAGCGCCCCCAUUAUCCCCAAACCACCGAGCAACUACAACUUCUGCUACGACUUCAGCCAGACGGAGCAGUAGACGGGAUGAACCUGUGUUCGGGUUCUGGUUCUGACCCAUGCGCAGAUUUUAACACUUUAUUGUUGGAGGUUUUUAGA
This is a messenger RNA of Cyprinodon variegatus (sheepshead minnow), 2493 nucleotides long. It is a transcript of the gene elmo3, whose product is annotated as engulfment and cell motility protein 3-like. Lineage: Eukaryota; Metazoa; Chordata; Actinopteri; Cyprinodontiformes; Cyprinodontidae. The coding region runs from base 272 to 2416 and encodes 714 amino acids. The record is from RefSeq and is a predicted model, not a curated record. The transcript has 21 exons. Gene Ontology annotation, biological process: cell motility; actin filament organization.